AUGGAAACUGAUGCGCAGAAUGUGGUGUCUGGGGAGUUGCAGCAGGUUCUGCUCUCUACCGACUUAUCAUUCCUGAAGUCGGUUCACAUGGACGAGGGCCAAGGUGCAUCGUUUUCGGGUGAACAUGAGGAAGAGCUUGAUUUAGACGAACACACCUUUAAUAGGUGGACCCCCUUAUUGAGGACAGCCAUUGAGACAGACUCGCUUCCUCUUGUGGUAGAUGACCUUUUCAGUUCCGUGGAAGAAAAUUUCGAGAAUCUUGAAGCCCAAAUUUUACAAGAUUCGCAACUUAGUGACAAUCUGGCCGCAUCCGUCAGCCAAAUUGCGUCUAUCAAAGACAUCAUUGAAGGCUCGCUACUUCAUGAAACGGAAGACCUACAAGUACAGCUGGCUCACGCUACCAAUGACGUUAUUUCCAGGAAACAGAACUAUCUCAGUAAUAAAAAAACCUCCACCAAAAUAUCCGAGUCCAUCAUACUAAUAACGAAAGUUUUGCAAAUUCUUGAACUUUCCAAUAAGUGCCAAGAUUUGAUAAAAGACUCGAACUUCUAUAAGGCUUUACAAAGCUUAGGGGCCCUUGAGAAGAUCUAUGUGCAAGACUUCAAAAACUACAAUUUUGAAUUUCUAAAAAAAAUAUACGCUUCAAUCCCUAUCUUGAAGUCCAAAAUCAAAGAUGAGAGCAUCAAUUUGGUGAAGAGCUCGUUCAAUUCCAACCUCGAGAAGAAGUUACUGACAGUGGGCAAAACCUUCUUCGAAUUUUACAAUAAUUUAUUACUUCCGGACUGGUUGGAAUCUAAAAAUGAGCUGAAGCUGAGCAGUUUUAAGUUUAAUUCUCCAGUUGAAAUCUCUUUAAGAGAUUCAGAAAAGCUUGAGUCCCUCAACGUUGAGAAGCUCUACCCCUUGAACGAGUUUUAUGACUCAAUUCUCAUUUUUCAAAAUCUCAAGGAGACUGAUUAUUUACGCAAAGAGUUCAAAAAGGAAUACGACUUCAGAAUAUCAAAAGUUGUUUACCCCUUGGAGAUCAAAAUUAGCGGCUCGGCCAGCCUUUCGGACCUCAAGAAGAAAACCACAACGUUGUUUGGAGAUGACUUCUCGUUGGAGGAAUUGAAAGAAUACAUGCUUAGAAUUUUGGGUUUUGUCAUUUACGACAGACAUCUGAAUAGGUCAACCGAAUAUGUGUUGUCUCAAAAUGACUUAAGCGCCAAUGAAGAUUUUUGGGAGGUGUUUAUAGGCAGGUUCUCACCUUUUUUGGAACAUUUUGUUAGCAAAAUCUGCACUUCCGAAGAAAUGCUAACAGAGCUUAAGGACUUUUUGGGGAUCUACAUAUCCAUUCUAGAGAAUGUGGGCGCUAAUAUCGAACGGAUUUAUGAAAUUAAUGUUCUUGUUUUCAAGAAGUACGCUGCGUUACUUGUUGAGCUUUUCAAUAAGGAAUUCUCAACUCUUUUGGAUGAUGAUGAUUUUAUGCCUUUAACUAUAAACGACGAGUCCCUCUAUGAGAAGGUGCUGAAGAUAUGCUGGCUGAGAACUGAUGAACUGGAAGCGCUGCACUCUCGAGAAAAAACGCCCGAUGAAUCUUUUUUUGCAACUUUACCAUUUUCCCCACUGUAUCCAAUGACCUGCACCUUGGUCAAGAAAACCUAUAACAAAGUUGUGGCAUGCCUGAGUGAAUUUUAUCAAUAUGAUCUGGGCGAGCUAAACAACAUCAUAGUCAAGACUGUCGAUGACAUAUUUGGGAAGAUUGUCGAUGCCAAGAUAGCUUCAAAGCUAGAUACAACAUCAAGAGAAGAAAUUGCGCAAAUUUUGAUCAAUCUUGAUUAUUUCAUUGUGGCAGUGGGCGAGUUCAGCAAAAUUCUAGCCAGAGAAAAUAUAACACACAGCACUGAUGUUGAACUUGGCUUGCAGUCUGCCAAGCUCUUGUCAAAAACCAGAGGCCUUACUGAGACGAAAUUGAUCGAGCUUAUCGACUCCAAGGUUUCGGACUUGAUGGAGUUUGUGGAAUUUGAGUGGUCUUCAACCGAGGUUUUAAAAGAACCAGAUUAUUCGAUAAAAGAUAUUUCCCAGUUUUUAGAGAUGAUGUUCACCUCCACACUUGUCAACCUUCCCGACAGCGUAAAAACACUGCUAAUUUUUCGUGAGUUUGACGCCUUGACUCGGAGGUUUCUUGAUGUUCUUUUAAACUCUAGUCCUCCUUCCAUAAGUCCUCAAAGCGUGCUGAACUUUGAACUGAACAUGAACUUCUUGGAAUCAAUAAUUUCAAAGUUAUUUCCUAAUGAUGAAAGCAUUCCCUCUACACCGACGUCCCCCGACACUGCAUCCAUACAACCUUUAGAUAACACACGCUCCUCGAACUUGAUAGACAACACGAUCAGGUCGCUCCACUCAACUUUUUCUGACCUUAAACAGCAUAUACAAUUUUUGAAGUGUCCUGAUAUGGAAGAGUACAAGGACUCCGGCAUUAGAAUGAGAAAAUACCCGCGCAUCAAACCAGAAGUUGCACAAAUGCUUCACAACAAAAUGGUCCCUCCCUCUUCGGCUGGCACUGACAGCGAUAACUCGGCUUCGAUAGACCAAAGCUUUGCUGACUCCAUCACUUCACACAGGCGGAUUGCGAAGUUCUUUAACAGAGCCUGA
Lachancea thermotolerans CBS 6340 is the source of this 2631-nucleotide messenger RNA. It is a transcript of the gene SEC15, whose product is annotated as Rab GTPase-binding exocyst subunit SEC15. The transcript has a single exon. Gene Ontology annotation, cellular component: exocyst; membrane. Bases 1 to 2631 code for a protein of 876 amino acids. Gene Ontology annotation, biological process: exocytosis; Golgi to plasma membrane transport; intracellular protein transport. Lineage: Eukaryota; Fungi; Ascomycota; Saccharomycetes; Saccharomycetales; Saccharomycetaceae. The record is from RefSeq and is a predicted model, not a curated record.